AUGGUUUGUUUGGUGGGGUGGGUUUGGGUGGGGGGGGGUUUUGUGUGGUGGGGUGGGUUGGUGGGUGGGUUGGGGAGUGGGGGUUGGGGGGGUGGGGUUGGGGGUGGUGGGGGGGGGUGGUGGUGGGUUGGGGGGGGGUGGGGGUUUGUGGGGGGGGGGGGUUGGGGGGUGGUGUGGUGGGGUUGGGGGUGGUGGGGUGGGGGGUUGGGGGGUUGGGUGGUGGGGUUUUGGGUGUGUGUGGUUGUGGGGGUGGGGGUUGUGGUGGUGUUUGUUGUGUGGUUGGGGGUGGUGUGUGUGUUUGGGUGUGUUGUGGUGGUUUGGUGGGGGGUUGUGGUUGUGGUGGGGGGUUGUUUGGUUGGUUUGAGUGGGUUUGGUGGGGGGUUGUUUUUUUUGUUUGAGUUGGGUUGGGGUGUGUGUAUUGAAAGGGAUAUAUGGGGGUUGGGGAUGGGGAGUUGGGGUUUGUUGGUUGUUGUUGUGGGUUUGUGGUUGAUGGUUUGUGGGUUUUUGGGUUGGUUGGGUGGUGGGGUGUGUGUUGGGGGGUGUUUGGGUGUGUGGGGUUGGGGGUUGAUUGGGGGUUUGGGGGGGUGUUUGAGUGUGUUUGGUGGGGUUGUGUGUUGGGGUGGGUGGUGGGGUUUGGGUUUGGGGGGUUGGUGGGGUGGGGUUGGUGUGGGGUUUGGUGUUUGGGGUGUGGUUAGUGGGUGUUUGGGGUUGGUGGGGGGGGUGGGGUUUAUGGUUGGGGGGGGUGGUGGGGGUGGUGUGGGGGGGUGUGUGUGUUGGGGGUGUGGGUGGGUUUGGGGGGGUGGGGGGUGUUGGGGGUGGUUGUGGUGGGGUAGUUGGUUGGUGGUUUUGUAUGUGGUGUGUGUGUGUGGGGGGGGGUGGGGUUGGGGUGUUUGUGUAGGUGGGUAUGAGAUUAUGGGGUUGGGGAGAUUGUGGGUUGGGGUGGGGUUGUUGGUUGGUUUUUGGGUGAUUUGGGUUUGGGUAGGGGGGGUGUGUUGGAUGAUGGAGGUUUAUUUGUGGGUGAUGAUGGUUGGUGUGGUUGGGGAAGGGAGAGUUAAAUUGGGGGGAAGGGAGGGGAGGUGUAUUGGGGGUUGUUUGUUUGUUUGA
Knipowitschia caucasica is the source of this 1104-nucleotide messenger RNA. The record is from the annotation of a GenBank genome assembly. Lineage: Eukaryota; Metazoa; Chordata; Actinopteri; Gobiiformes; Gobiidae.